Entelurus aequoreus (snake pipefish) is the source of this 2257-nucleotide messenger RNA. RefSeq names its product gastrula zinc finger protein XlCGF57.1-like. Gene Ontology annotation, cellular component: nucleus. NCBI's taxonomy places the organism in Eukaryota, Metazoa, Chordata, Actinopteri, Syngnathiformes, Syngnathidae. The transcript has 2 exons. Bases 144 to 1547 code for a protein of 467 amino acids. The record is from RefSeq and is a predicted model, not a curated record.
GAGGCUGCCUGUUAGUGGCAGUGAUGUGACGUCACUGACGCACUUUCUGCGGUAAAACAACCAGCGAAGAAGAACAAGGCGGAAGCAAGUGUCACGUCGCUGAGCAAUAAAGCUACUGUGAUUCUGUUGUUUGUGUAAAAAAAAUGUGUAAGGUUCAAAUACUGAGAGUGUUGAUGGAGCAGCGACUAAAUGCCGCUGUUGAAGAAAUAUUUGGACUGUUUGAAAGAACAAUAACAGAAUACGAGGAGGAACUCUCUCGGACAAAAGAGGAAAACAAGCGUCAACGCCAACAGCUGGAUGCUGCUUUGGAGCACAACGAUGGGUCACACAGAGCAGACAUUCAACAGGUGUUGGUGGAGAGUGAAGAUGAGGUUUCCCCUGAGCAGCAGGAGUGGCGCUCCAGUUUGGGGCGACAGGAGCAAGAGCGCUCCCACAUUAAAGAGGAAAAGGAGGAACUGUGGGAGCAGCUUCAAGAGGCUGACGUCACCACGGUCCCAUUUACUGACGUCCCUGUGAAGAGUGAGGAUGAUGAAGACAAAGCUCAGUCCUCAAAGCUUCAUAACAAAGGGGCGGAGCUUUUAACUCAACACAUGACAACAGAGGGUGAUGUAAACCCCUGUGGAGGAUCACAAGCAGACUACGCACAACCGUCAUAUAUGACUGACAUGAUGUCACACUCUUCUGAGACCGAGGAUGAAGACUUUAAAGGUGAUAUGAGACGUCAGGUUGACAGCAAUCGUUUUGAAUGCUCCGAAUGUGAGCGGACAUUUAACCGUAAGGAAAGCAUGAAGAGACACAUGGUAACGCACACUGGAGAGAGACCUUUCACAUGCUCAGUUUGUGUGAGAAGUUUCUCUUUGAAGCAAUAUUUGGCACGACACAUGAUGAUACACACGGGGGAGAAUCCCUUUUCCUGUUCAGUUUGCAAUAAUAGAUUCCGAGAUAAGUUCAAAUUGAUGGUCCACAUGAGAAAACACGCUGCAGAGAGGCAACGUUUAACUUCCAGCAGCACAACUCGAGAUUAUGGAAUACACUAUGAUGGAUCACAAGCAAGCAGCGGCUUUGCUCCACUGUCAGAUAUGAACGACGUGAUGUCACGCGCUUCUGACCACGAUCACAGCGACAAUGCCAGAGAGCCUUUGGAGAGUAAGAAGGACUCCAAAGGAGAUAUGAGACAUCACACUGACGAUAACCUCAACUGUUCUUUUUGCAAGAAAACGUUUGACAAAAGGUGGAAAUGGAAAAGACACAUGAAGUGUCACACAGCGAAGAAACCAUUCAGCUGCCCGCUGUGCGCCAAGGGAUUCACCCAAAAGUCAGACAUGACCAUACACAUGGCGGUACACACGGGAGAGAAACCGUUUAGCUGUGCUAUUUGCGCCAAAAGCUUCGCCGCAAAGAAAUACAUGGCGAUACACAUGAGGACGCACACGGGCGAGAGACCUUACCCUUGCUCGUGUUGCGCCAAAAGGUUCACCACGAAGCCGCAAAUGGACAGACACAUGAUGAGAAUACACCCGUUCAGCUGCAGCACGUGUAAGAAAUAAUGACAACACGAGAGGGACAGUGACAAACACUAGAUUCUCGACAAGAUUCAGUAGUGUGCAGUAGUGAUGAGCGAAUCAGUACUAAAGUGUUGCAUCCUAACAGUGAGGAUAUUCUGGGUUUUAUCACCCAAAGUCAGCUGGGACAGGCUUUUGUGACAAUUUAUUAUGGUUAUUUGUCGCCUAACUGGGGCGGUAUAGCUCGGUUGGUAGAGUGGCCGUGCCAGCAACUUGAGGGUUCCAGGUUCGAUCUCCGCUUCCACCAUCCUAGUCACUGCCGUUGUGUCCUUGGGCAAAACAUUUUACCCACCUGCUCCCAGUGCCACCCACACUGGUUUAAAUGUAACUUAGAUAUUGGGUUUCACGAUGUAAAAGCGCUUUGAGUCGCUAGAGAAAAGUACUAUAUAAAUAUAAUUCACUUCACAACUUAUUUGUUUUGAAAAUCACCAGAUCUAGUGCUUAAUCCUCCAUAUAAGACUGUGUGUAACAUUAUUUUGGAUGGUAAAAAGUUAAAACUGCAGGUGACCAAAUCUUGAUCAAGUGCAAUGGACAUGUCCUUCCUCCUCACCCUGAAUUACAUCACUGCGUGACAAUUAUUUUAAUCUUGAAGGGUUGUUUUUUUUUUAACUGCUAAUGUAAAUAAAAACGCUUUACUUGUAAGCUAAUAUAAUGUACCCUUAAUAAAGUACAGUUCAUCUACUUUUUGAAAAUGU